Saccostrea echinata is the source of this 1853-nucleotide messenger RNA. RefSeq names its product LIM/homeobox protein Lhx3-like. Gene Ontology annotation, cellular component: nucleus. The record is from RefSeq and is a predicted model, not a curated record. Gene Ontology annotation, molecular function: DNA-binding transcription factor activity, RNA polymerase II-specific; RNA polymerase II transcription regulatory region sequence-specific DNA binding. Lineage: Eukaryota; Metazoa; Mollusca; Bivalvia; Ostreida; Ostreidae. Bases 213 to 1406 code for a protein of 397 amino acids. Gene Ontology annotation, biological process: regulation of transcription by RNA polymerase II; neuron differentiation. The transcript has 5 exons.
AUGAAUAUUCAUUUUGUAAAGGUCACGUGCGAUAUCCCGGUUGCAAGUUUCAAAAGCAUCUCGACCAAUUGCUGAUGACAUGUUAUGUUAAGAAUUAAAGGUUCAAUCGGAAAAGAAGAAAAACUGUCUCAUCGCUAAACUUCCGAAAUCUGAACAAGUGACUUGGAGCUGAUAUUUCUUUGGCUUGUUAAAAAAAAAAAACAAGGAGCCCAAUGAAUAUGACAUCCUUGAGUGAGUUUCCCCCGGCCCACCCAGGAUAUCACUCGGAGGGGACCAGGGCGAGUCCUAGCCCCGCUUCGCUUACCGAAAUGAUAAGUCGAAACAAAUUCUUGGAAGCUGCUAUACCAAAAUGUGCUGGGUGCGGGGAGCCGAUCUUGGACCGGUUCAUUCUGAAGGUACUGGACAGGUCGUGGCACUCCCGUUGUCUGCAGUGCCAUGAUUGCCAUGUCAGAUUGAGCGACAAGUGCUUCUCCAAAGGAGAAAAGGUCUUCUGCAAAGACGACUUCUUCAGACGGUAUGGUACUAAGUGUGCCGGCUGUGAGAAGGGUAUUCCCCCUACAGAAGUGGUACGUAGAGCCCAGGACAACGUCUAUCACUUGGAAUGUUUUUCUUGUUUGAUGUGCAAUCGGCAGUUAAACACAGGGGAUGAAUUUUACUUGAUGGAGGACCGGAAACUAGUCUGUAAAGCUGACUACGAGUCUGCCAAGGCGCGAGGGAUCAAUGAAUACGACAUAGAUGCAGCUAACAAGCGGCCAAGAACAACUAUUACAGCCAAACAGCUAGAGGCUCUAAAAAGAGCUUACAACGAAAGCCCAAAACCCGCACGACACGUGAGAGAGCAGCUGAGUGCAGAAACAGGACUGGACAUGCGUGUUGUACAGGUCUGGUUUCAAAAUCGCCGCGCUAAAGAGAAGCGACUCAAGAAAGACGCAGGUAGAAACAGGUGGAGCCCUUACUUCAGACAGUUAAAACGCAAUGGUGACCAAGAUAGUUCUAAUAGUGCAGACGACAGAUCAGACAUUUGUCUUGAUGAUGAUGAUAUAGAUGAUUUAGAUGAAUCAAUAAGUCAAUCAGGAAGACUGUCCGGGGAUAUAUUUAGUUCGGGUUCGGGACAACCUAUGGACAGAGAGCCCAACAUGGGAAGUGUGCCGGUUGUCCCUCCUGAAUCGCCAUCCAUGGAAUCUUGGUCCCAUUUUGGAAAUGUUCCAAAUAACCCGAAUUUUCUUGGACGUCAUUCUCCCAAUAUCUCCAUGUCAAAUUCACACUUAAUACCCAUGGACCCAUUGCCCAUGAUGGGUGGUCCGUCCAGUGUUGCUAGACUGAUGGGAGGGGAUUUAAACGAUAAUUCACAAGGGUAUUCCGAGUACUCGUCAAAUUCAAAUCAUAACCACGUAGAAGCUUAUUGAAACCAUGUGUAAAGUAGGAUAAAAAUGUUUUUCAUCAGCUUCAAUAUGACUUUUUUAACAACACACUAAAAAUGUUAUUAAAUGUUGCAAAAUGUUUCGAAGUCACGAUUAAUAGCUAUAUUGCAAUGGUGUGUUAUGAUAAGUAAAGAGAUCAUAAGAUAAUAUACAAAACACUUAUUUGUCGCGAGCGAGACUCGAGGAUAAAAACAUUGAUGAUUAGAGUACUGUUUGUUUCAGUGGCUUUCAUGUAUUUUAGAUAUAGCGCAGGUCCCGUUUGUAUUUCUAGUCCUAUUGUUCCCCUUGGUAUGUGCAAUAUUUAUUUUGAAUUUUAUGGAGAAAUAUGCUUUAUUAUAUAUUGUGAACUUUUUUUCUCUUUCAAUGUUUAUUUUAAACUAUUAUUGUUAUCUAUUUUGUUUUAAAACAUAAAUUAAGCAACUGUUCAUCAUU